Vicugna pacos (alpaca) is the source of this 5292-nucleotide messenger RNA. RefSeq names its product cytochrome P450 2J2-like. Gene Ontology annotation, molecular function: iron ion binding; oxidoreductase activity, acting on paired donors, with incorporation or reduction of molecular oxygen, reduced flavin or flavoprotein as one donor, and incorporation of one atom of oxygen; heme binding. The record is from RefSeq and is a predicted model, not a curated record. Gene Ontology annotation, cellular component: intracellular membrane-bounded organelle; cytoplasm. Gene Ontology annotation, biological process: xenobiotic metabolic process. NCBI's taxonomy places the organism in Eukaryota, Metazoa, Chordata, Mammalia, Artiodactyla, Camelidae.
CAGCACCGUUCAGAACCAGGAAGAGCAAGAGGACAACAAAGCCAUGCUUGGGUGCUUGGGCUCCCUGGCGGCGGCCCUCUGGGGCGUGCUCAGUCUCUGCACCCUCCUGCUGGGUGCCAUAGCCUUUCUUUUCUUUACUGAUUUCAUCAGAAAACGUCACCCGAAGAACUACCCGCCUGGACCCCUGCGCCUGCCCUUCGUAGGACAUCUCUUCCAUCUGGAUUUUGAGAAUGUGCACCUGUCGCUUCAGCGGUUUGUGAAGAAAUAUGGGAAUGUUUUUAGGCUGGAAGUUGGUGACUUUUCCUCCGUUGUUAUAACUGGAUUGCCCUUAAUCAAAGAAGCCUUUGUGCACCAGGGCCAAAACUUUGCGAACCGCCCCGUAACUCCUUUCAUAGAACGUGUCUUUAAGAACAAAGGAUUGAUCAUGUCCAAUGGUCAGGUAUGGAAGGAACAAAGAAGAUUUGCCCUGAUGACACUGAAGAACUUUGGUUUAGGAAAGAAGAGCUUAGAGGAACGCAUUCAGGAAGAGGCCCGCUACCUCACCCAGGCAAUAGGAGAGGAGGACGGACAGCCUUUCGACCCCAACAUCAAAAUCAAGAAUGCGGUAUCCAAUAUUAUUUGUUCCAUCACAUUUGGGGAGCGCUUUGACUACCAGAAUGAUCAGUUCCAGGACCUGCUGAGGCUAAUGGAUGAGAUCACACUUCUGCAGGAAUCAGUGUCCUGCCAGCUGUACGAUAUCUUUCCGUGGAUAAUGAACUUCCUCCCUGGAUCCCACCAAAGGGUCUUUAGAAACUGGGAGAAACUGAAAAUGUUUGUUGCCCAGGUGAUUGAAAACCACAAGAGAGGCUGGAAUCCUGCUGAAGCAAGAGACUUCAUUGAUGCUUACCUCCAGGAAACAGAGAAGCAUAAGGGCAAUGCCACCUCAAGUUUCGAUGAAGAAAACCUUAUCUAUAUCACCCUGGACCUCUUCUUUGCUGGAACAGAGACAACUUCAACAACACUGUGCUGGGGUCUGCUCUACAUGGCCCUGCACCCAGAAAUCCAAGAAAAAGUACAGGCUGAGAUUGACAGGGUGAUUGGCCAAUGGCAGCAGCCAAGCACGGCAGCUCGAGAGUCCAUGCCCUACACCAACGCUGUCAUCCAUGAGGUGCAGAGAAUGGGCAACAUUGUUCCCCUGAACGUGCCCAGGGAGGUGAUGGUGGACACUACGCUGGCUGGAUACCACCUGCCCAAGGGAACUGUGGUCAUGACCAACCUGAUUGCACUGCACAGGGACCCUGCAGAGUGGGCCACCCCAGACACGUUCAAUCCGGAGCACUUUCUGGAGAAUGGACAGUUUAAGAAAAGGGAAGCCUUUCUGCCUUUCUCAGUAGGAAAGCGGGUGUGCCUUGGAGAGCAGUUGGCCAGGUCCGAGUUGUUCAUUUUCUUUACUUACCUUGUGCAAAAAUUCACCUUCAGACCUCCAGACAAUGAGAAGCUGAGCCUCAAGUUCAAAACGGGCCUGAGCCUCUCCCCAGUGACCUACCGCAUCUGUGCUGUUCCCCGGGCAUGAGGUUGUCCGGGAGGCGGGGGGAGGGAAAGCAGGAGGAAUCCCCAGGUCCCUGCAAGGCACUGUUGCCUGCUGAGAAGUGAAGGAGCAGAUGACCUGCCUCUGAGGAAGGUCCUAGGACUUGGACUCUGAGGAAACUGGAUCCACCCUCAGCUUUCCCAUCCCCAGUUUAGCCCUGAGCGAAUUAGUUAUGUUAUAAGUGAUUUGCCUUUUCACCCAGAAGAUGAAAAGAGGAUAAUGAUUUUUCACUAAAGGAAGAAUUGCUAUAAAAACCAUAGGAAAUAAUGAACUUUAAGUGAUUUGGAAAUCAUGAGGCACAUCAUAGAAGGUAUAGCUGAGAUCUUCCUCCUUCCUGCUUCCUUCCUCAUGGGAGAUUUUCUUAUGGGCUGUUCACAUGGCUUGGGCAAAUGGUGGAUGAGAGUUAGCAGUCGGACCCUGGGAAGGCCGCAGAGGUCGGCCAGCAAAGCCCUGGCACUUGGUAGCUCUGUGCAGCUUCUCCUGCUUCUGCCUCAAGAUGGCCCCUGGGGAGUGAGCAGGGCAGGGCCUGUUUCCCUUUCAUGGCUGGUUUCUAUGGGAAGCAGCCUCUCUGGGUCACCUAAGGAGACACUGCCUUGGAAUUGGACGUGGACCAAAAAGAGUGUGACCAAAAUUAACCAAACACGGAAAGCAGGUUUAGGGGACAAAUGUGGAGAUAUUUUCUGUCCUUAAGGGGCCUUCCUACUUUAAAUCCUCCCUCAGGCAUUUCUUCCCAAGCCAUUUCAAUUUGGACUUAACAAAGUGAUGGCUGUGAUCUUUUCUCCAAAAUUAAUUGUCAGCUUUUGAUUGAUUGAUAAGUUAUUACCAGUCUAAACUCAAGUAAGCCAUGAUGGAGUAGUUUAUAGAACUGAACUGGAAAUGCCAGAAUCCAGCUCCAUCCUCCUGUGUGUGGUCACUGAUGGGGAGAAAAUGGCCAUAAACUGCAAGGCCUGGUACAACUGAUAGCCCAUGGAGUUUUGAUACCAAACCUGAUGCGAGCAAACAAUCAAACCUGGUGAACUGGACUAGACUAUAUAGAAGAUGUCUUUUUCUAAGGCUCUUAGACCUAAGUAAUUUGAAUAGCUCAGAACAAAGUCAGCCAUGGGGCUUUUUUCCCUGUUGCUUGGGAUUCACAGAUAAGUCAGUUCAAUGGGCACUUUAGAAAGGGAAAGAUAAAUACAGAGAAAUGGGGAGAAGAGAGGGAGAGAGAGGGAAGGAGGAAAGGAACAGGGAGUUUGGCUAGAGCUAGCCUGAGCCUGUCAGGGAGAACCAGAGCAUGUCUGGAAGAAAUGGUUGUGUGUCCCAGCCUGAAGGAGAAGGAGUUAGUCCUUCCUGUCUGAUAGAGGAACAGAGAGUGAGAACCCUGGCCAGCCCUCUGUGUGCACUUUCUUUGCAACCUCCUGGAAAGUUGCAUCUCUAGAAAACACGCCAACUGAUAUUUCUCGACUAAAACCAGCCCAGUCAGGCCCUGAACUGCCUGAAAUUCUGAGACCUUGUCAGCAACCCCCAGUCAGACCACCCAUUGACCUGUGGGAGACUGAGAAAUUGGCCAACGUACUCUCAAUUAUGUCUCCAUUUCCUCAUCUGUAAAGUAAAGGACUUUGUGAAGUCAUCUCUGAGUUCCAUUGCUGUCUGCUGCGCAUGUUCCAUGAUUCUAGAAGGGCAGGUAUUUACCUUCUCCCUGUGGAAUAAAUGUAAAACCCCUGGACACUCAUCCUGACCUAUGGGAUGCACUGGGACCUAGAGCCAAAUACAGAGUGACCACAUUUAAUGAGAAACCUUGGGGAUGUAUGACUGGGAGUAACUGAAUGUCUUCUUUUUAACUCAAAGCUCAUUGGAGAGACUCUAAAGUAUGAACUCUCUUCCUGUCCAAACACGACAUAGAUUUUGUUCUCUGCACGUUGUAGCUCUCUUAUUCCUUGUCUAUUUUGGAAGCUCCAGGGCCCCUUUCCCUGUCACUUCGUAUCAGUGUCUGACACACGGUGUGCAAGCACAUUACAUUUCCUGUGGAUUCAUGGAUAAGGCACAGAUUUUGCUGAGAAACCGCCCAGGCUGUGACUCUUCCUCCACCCCUGCCCUGCAGAGAGACACAGACACACACACUGCAGUGUAAGUUUAAAAUCAGGUUGGAGGUUGGAGGACUUACAAGCAGAGACGGAGCAGGACACUCAGGAUACUCUCAGUGUGUAUGGAAAUGUGUCCAGGUAGGGCAAGGCUGGAAUACGUACACCAUACAUGGAAUAUCAGCAGAGGGGCCACCUCUCAGUGCCCCGUGGGUUUACAGACAGGAGGCGGGGGCUGGCUAGGUGACUAAGUGACAAUGACAACUUCCUGGGUGAGUUUCCAUGUUAGAACAAGGAACUCCAGAGGUCUCCCCCUGUGUCAGGCUCUUCUCACCUGGAGAUCAUUCAAGCCUGUUUAUUGCUAAGCUACCAAGAGGGAAGGUGGGGACCGGAAAUACAUGUCCAGGGACACUGGGGUUGUCUCCCCUCUACUCUUUUUGUGACUUUGAGCAACACAUUUAAAACAAGCCUUUGGUUCCUCCUUCUUAAACGUGGAAUGGGGCCACCUAUUCCAUUUCCCCAUGCUUGUUUCUGCAGAAAAGAGUGAUGUCACUGAAUGGGUAUUUUGUACUAUCUGGGUCACGCUGUGUCUUUGCACAUUCACCAUGCUCUACCUGUACUGCUCUGAAAACCUAAGAAUCUUUCCCUCUGCUUUUGAAAUAGAAAAGAAAUUAAGCAUGAAUACAGGCUCAGAUGCAAAGGGUCACUUUCAGGGGCUGGUACUGAGUCACUGAUGAUGCCUGUUACAACAGUCAGGGUCAGAACAGAGGCUUCCCUUUUUCAAAUACAUUCAGUGUCCACAGUUAUCGCAGGGCUCUGUUGCACAUGAAAUAACAUUAAAAGACUCAAGUGGGUAGCAUGUGGCUUAUGAACCCAGGGUCAGGGCUGUGGAGCUAGGCUUCCCUGAAAUCAGUUCCAGGUUUUUUCAUUCAUUGGCUUUUGAUUGCACAUUAAACAGGUUGCUUUACGUUCCUGAAACCAUUUCCUAAUCUGCAACGUAGAGGAAUAAAACCUGCUGUGAAUUAUGAGAUUGGGUUAACGAUCUACUUCUCUGGGUUGCCAUGCUUUGUGGUGCUUCUCCCCGUGGGACCAUUGUAUCUGACCACCCUGAUAGAUGCAGGAAAGACCAUGUCAUUGGCUUUGGCCAAUAAAAUGAGAGCAAAAGUUCCAAGACUCUCUUCUGAAUGCUUAAGAGCCAGCUAAAAGUUCAACAUAUUUCUUUCUUCUCUGCCAUGAGACCAGCGACAACCCAGAUAAGUGUCUGUCAGCCUACACCCAGGAGACAAGGACAAGAAGCAGAGUCAUAGCUGAUUCAGGGUGGACAUGUGAUGUGAAAAUUAACCUGUUUUGCUGUGAGCCACUAGGAUUUGGGAUGGUUAAUUACUGCAGCAUAACCUUAGUUAUCACAGCAUAACCUAUCCUAAACUGGCAUUUUAAUUGCUAAGAUGACCAAAUAUGCUGUCUGUAGUUGUAAUGCUGUUAUUAUUUUUCAGAGGAAGAUUCCAGUAAUUUCUGUACCUUUUUUUCUAGACCAUUUGAUCUUUUCCUCACUGAGUUCAUAGAACAAUAUACUCUCCUGCCUACUGACCACAGACUUCUUAUAAAUCCUUCAGUGGGGCUGCCCCUUUGUCAACCCCCAGGACACCAUCACAGGUGGUCCACGUG